AAUCAACUUUACCACCAGUGGGUUGCAGUGGACUUGCAACUAUGAAGAAAACUUCUACUUCAACAAAAACUAGUGCUUCCAAGUCGGCCGUUUUAGUAUUAUCGAUUAAGGAUUUUUUGGCGUUGCAUACACAGAAAAUUAAUAGUACUCCUGUUUGUCUUCCCUACGGUUUAAAAUCGUUACCCCAACAAUGUCUUCCGGCCCUUGAGAAUUAUUCAAAAUUAAUUUUGUGGUUUUUUGGAAACGAUGCCAAUAAUUGGGACACGUCCAGGAAUUUUGCAAAAAAAUUGAGCGAAAAACGUUGUUUAUUUAUAAGGCCUACAGAAAAUCAACAAAGACCCUACCAAGCGAUAAGUACAAAACAAGAUCUAAACAGAUUAUCAAAUGCCCAAACGAUUUGGCAUAAGGCUAUCACAAGUUUUAGUGCUUUGCGAGAAGAUGUUCUGUUGGAAUUGCAAAAUAUAGAAAAGGUAGCUGGUGUCAAAUGGAAACGUUAUCCUGUCUUGAAUCGAAUAUUAAAGGACACAGACGAGGUGAGCUGACAGUUUUUAACAGGACCUACGGGCAGUGGAAAGACUACAUUUAUGAGCGAAUAUUCUUUGGACUUGGCGAUGCAAGGGGUUAGUACCCUAUGGGGUAGUUUUGAGAUCCAGAAUGCAAGAUUGGCUCGAGCGAUGCUGCAGCAGUUUAGUGGGAUUAAAUUAGAUGAUAAUCUGCAGGAGUUCGAUUAUUGGGCUGAUAAAUUUGAGGAGUUGCCGAUUUAUUUUAUGAUGUUUCAUGGGCAGCAGAGUAUUAAAGUCGUUAUGGAUGCAGUAGAGCACGCCCAAUACGUCCACGACAUCUCCCACGUCAUCAUAGACAACGUCCAGUUCAUGAUGGGAAUAUCGUUCGACGACCGCGGUGGCGCCGCCAACGACAAGUUCCACAGACAGGACUCGAUCAUAGCUCACUUCAGACAGUUCGCGACAAGGAAGAACUGUCAUGUCACUUUGGUCAUACAUCCGAGGAAGGAGAGGGACAGCGAGGAUCUGAAUGUGCAUUCUAUAUUUGGAAGUGCUAAGGCUACGCAGGAGGCUGAUAAUGUGUUGAUUGUGCAGGAUAAGAGGUUGAGUUCUGUUAGGGGAAAGAAGUAUUUGCAGAUUGCCAAAAACAGAUACAGUGGAGAUUGAGGUAUAAUGCCAAUGGAGUUUGAUAAAACCAGUUUAAGUUAUGCUAGUAAAAAGAAAAGGUCUGAGGAAAAGUCUGAGAAACAAGAACAAUAAUAAUUAAUUAUUAUUAUCGAUUUAAAGGAACAAAAGUCAAAGUAAUCUGU
Ctenocephalides felis (cat flea) is the source of this 1312-nucleotide messenger RNA. Its product is annotated as twinkle protein, mitochondrial-like. The record is from RefSeq and is a predicted model, not a curated record. Gene Ontology annotation, cellular component: mitochondrion. Gene Ontology annotation, molecular function: single-stranded DNA binding; 5'-3' DNA helicase activity; ATP binding. NCBI's taxonomy places the organism in Eukaryota, Metazoa, Arthropoda, Insecta, Siphonaptera, Pulicidae. Gene Ontology annotation, biological process: mitochondrial DNA replication.